Molecule: messenger RNA, 210 nt
Organism: Mus musculus (house mouse)
Lineage: Eukaryota; Metazoa; Chordata; Mammalia; Rodentia; Muridae
Product: predicted gene, 31328
Exons: 1
Coding region: 1-168 (55 amino acids)
Source: RefSeq, a predicted model, not a curated record
AUGAACCCGGUGGAUGAGAUGUUCCCUGAGGGCCGGGGGGAUGAGGCUGGAGGUAGCACUGGGCUCUUGAUGGACCUGGCAGCCAAUGAGAAGGCUGUUCAUGCAGACUUUUUAAAUGAUUUUAAAAGUGUUGAUAUCGCUAGAAAUGAGGACCUAGUCAACCAAUAGAGGAACUGUCUGAACCAACUGGGUACUGAUGUCUCUGGGAAU